Molecule: messenger RNA, 2373 nt
Organism: Liolophura sinensis
Lineage: Eukaryota; Metazoa; Mollusca; Polyplacophora; Chitonida; Chitonidae
Exons: 4
Coding region: 148-1638 (496 amino acids)
Source: RefSeq, a predicted model, not a curated record
CAAAUACACGAAGCAGAUUUUGACGUUUGUGACAUUUCACCUCUGACGAAGAGUCGGUUGGAUCGGAAAGAAAACGCCGCUUCAGACAGACUGAUUGAUCGAUACAGCAUUGGUUACGAAUCGGACUCGGCUGAAGAUUUGUAAACAAUGGUUCAGAAAAACGGCAAGUGUGGUCUGAAUAACGGCGCCACCAUGAAGUUCGGCGAAACGAACUACCUGAUGAAGCGACAAACCUCAGGAUUCUUCAUCCGUAAGUUGUUUAACGGAGGGCAGGGUUUGGAAUCGGAUUACGAACUGACGUCCAAAGGCGACGUCAAUAUCGCGAACUCAUCCCCUGUGUGCUGGGAGCUAGAGUCCCUACGUGACGUCGAAGACGCCGGAGGCGCCGGCAUUCCAGUGCAGCUGGCCAACGACCGGGGCCUCGUCUACGUAUCUCUGAACAAGCACAAACGUUGGGACCUUCUGGAGAAGUUAAAGGAUCAUAUGCAGUUUAGGAGGAUGUUUGAAGAGAAGUUGAACAGCAUCAACAGCCCUGUACUGGGAAUUACACUGGUGGAGAAAUAUGGGGACUACCUUCACGGUCAUUUGUCUUCCAAGGACGCUUGCAGCUGUAUAAGCUACGAAUCGGACGUGGCUUGGAAUGCUCUUCCAAUCGAGUCGAGGAGAAAGGCAUCUUUCCCGUGGGAAUUGCGCGAUAAAUCCAAGCAGAUGAGUCCGGACUCUGAAGAAAUGUUCAAAGCCCCAAAAAAGUCUGCUUCUCAUAAUCAGCAUUAUAGAGGAGUACAACGACAUCACUCAGCCGAUAGAAAAUUACUGUCCCAAAGCUCCAAGAAGGAGAAAACACCAACGAAACCUUUAAGAAAUUUACAAAGUAACCUUGGAUUUCAAGAUGGUGGCCCAGAAGUCUUAUACGAAGUAACUUACCCCAGACCUCUAGACGCCUCUUCCGGUUGCCAAGAUCUGAAAGUACGACGCUGGAACUGGUGCUUCCGUGAUAAGAAGUCAAAAUCAAAGUGCAAAGGUCAGAAGAUUUCAAGAAGGGCAGAUAACUAUUGUAUGACUCAGAAAGAGCUUCAAGACUUGAACGGUGACGUUGACCUCGGCCUUUACCUGUACUUGAGCGGCCGGCAAGAGCCAGAGGAAUUUGAACCGGUCAUGUUGGGAGAUCACAUGGACGAGCAAAAACUCUGCCAGCUGGAGGAGACGUCACGCUGUGUGGCAGAAGUUUCUCGCGAGGUUCCUCAUGAAGAGCCCAAAGCCGCCUGUGAUGGAGAUCAUUGUCUUACCUACAGGGACCCCGAGUGUCCAUGGGGGACCCCCUUUGAAUUGUCCAUGAUUAAAGUGGACGGAGACGCGCUGUUCGAAGAUGAAUUUGAAUUUCUAGAAACGCCAAAUGAAGACUUACCCGGUGAUGACUUUGAAGUGGUCGAAGAAAGGGGUCAAAGCGAACCUCUGGAAUCUCCAGAUGGAAUGUUGCUGGUUCAAAAAGAGGAUGCCGGCUUCAUUCACGUCGACUCAACAAGCAUUAUCAACAGUCCAAGACAAACUGUAACGCUAGCAGAUUAUUUAAAACCACCCCACUCAAAACGGUCUAGUAAAGAAAUUAAAAAUAAGAGAGCCAGCAAAAAGAAGAGUUGAUGCUUUUUCAACCUAGGUAAUGCAUUUUCUACUGUUUGUCCAUAAAUAUUUCAGGAAUUCAGGUCUAAGUAGUUUUACAGUUUUACAGAAUUAGUGGUCAGUUAAAUGCUCAUCGCUGGGUAAUGAAUAAAAGUGACUAUAUUACAGCUGCCUAAGACUAGGUUUGGUCGGCAGCUUAAGAGGAUCGGAAUCCACGACAUAAAAGUUGUGUUUGUUGAGAGGCCAUCUUCUUCACACUUUUUGCUGUUUUGAUAACUUAGUGACAUGAAGUGAAACGAAGCGUUUAGGUUUGCCUGGAAAUAUUCGUGGGGAAACAGUGGCAUUGAAAGGAAAAAAUGUUCACUUGGAUGAAAUCACGGAAAACGGACUGUGGCGAUUUGGAUUUGAUGUACUAAGAACUCUGCGAAACAAUAUCUCUUGUCCAUUCUAGAAAUGCGGCAAAUAGAUCAUUGUUCAUGCGAGUGAGGUGUUCGUUUAUAAAGAAACUGAAAAAAAAAUCCCUGAAAAAAAAAUAACGUAGCUGAUUUUAAAUUUGAGCGUCUGAUGGAGAAGCUGUAUAACUCCGGAUGUUUAGUCAAAUUGUAUUUUACGGCUGAUACUUAUCUUCACAUAUGUCUUAUUCCCAGAACUGCGUUGUUUUUAGUAACUUAUUUAACUUUUAACUAUCUUUGGGUGUCAUUUCCAGUGUAUUGUCGAACAGCUGGAUCCUUCUCAAAUAAAGCAGAUUGUUUUUGU